AUGAAAACAACACCAAAUGAGAGACGGCGGAAACGAAUCACGAAGCGCUCCAGAGUAGCAUGGUCCAAGCUGCUCUUCGACUGUUUGUGUCCAAUGACUCAGCACAAGUUCAGGCAAUGCAGUAACCAAACGGCAUACUACCGCAACAGCAGGAACAAGGAACUGGAUCUACGCUACGAAUGGGACAAAAUAUCAUUGAGAAAGGAAGGAAGGGAGUGGAAUUCAUAG
Molecule: messenger RNA, 228 nt
Organism: Aspergillus niger
Lineage: Eukaryota; Fungi; Ascomycota; Eurotiomycetes; Eurotiales; Aspergillaceae
Exons: 2
Coding region: 1-228 (75 amino acids)
Source: RefSeq, a predicted model, not a curated record